Aureobasidium namibiae CBS 147.97 is the source of this 3054-nucleotide messenger RNA. RefSeq lists its product as uncharacterized. The record is from RefSeq and is a predicted model, not a curated record. The transcript has 3 exons. Lineage: Eukaryota; Fungi; Ascomycota; Dothideomycetes; Dothideales; Saccotheciaceae. The coding region runs from base 1 to 3054 and encodes 1017 amino acids. Gene Ontology annotation, molecular function: carbohydrate binding; hydrolase activity, hydrolyzing O-glycosyl compounds. Gene Ontology annotation, biological process: carbohydrate metabolic process.
AUGAUCUUCCCUUCGUUCAAGAGGGCAACCCUCUUUGCACUGCCUGCGGCAGCAGCAAUCUCUCAGUCGACCACCCAAUCCGCCUCGACUGAGUCCAUUCCCACCAAGCCAAUGGACCAGGGUCCUCUUGUGACUUCUUGGUCUGGCGCCACUGCAUCAGUCCUCGUCAAUGGAACCCUUUCCACUUUCACCGCUCAAUACACUCUUCCUGCUUCCAUCGACUAUGGCGCAAACUUGCUUCCUAAUGUCGAGGACCCCGAGGCAAAGGUCGCGCAGAGCGUCUGCCCCGGUUACAAGGCCUCGAAUGUUGAGCACAAUCAGUACGGCUUUACAGCCACUCUGAACCUUGCAGGACAGGCCUGUAACGUCUACGGCACUGACGUUGAUGUCCUCAAUCUCACCGUCGCCUACCAGUCUGCUCACCGUCUGGCAGUCGAGAUCACUCCUGCUCACAUCACCGCUGAGAAUGCUAGCUGGUACAUCUUGCCUUCUGAGCAAGUCUACAAGCCCCAGCAGGGUGUUCCCGAUGAGGCUACCGAAGACAUUGAUCUUCAGUUUGUCUGGUCGAACGAUCCUACCUUCAAUUUUGCUGUAUUGAGAAAGUCAACUGGUGAUGUCCUCUUCUCUACCGAGGGUACCGUACUCGUCUUUGAGGACCAGUUCGUCGAGUUUGUAUCUGAGCUGCCUGAAAACUACAACCUUUAUGGCUUGGGCGAGAGACUUCACGGCAUCAGACUCGGCGACAACUUGACUGCCACUAUGUUUGCAGCUGACAACGGUAAUCCCAUUGACCUGAACCUCUAUGGCACUCACCCCUUUUACUUGGACACUAGAUACUACGAGAAGGAUCCCGAGACUAGUGCAUUGACUCUCUUGACUGGUAAUGCCAGCGCCAAUGCCAGCUACAUCUCGUACAGUCACGGUGUUUACCUCAGAAACGCCCACGGCCAGGAGCCCAUUCUGAAUGCCGGAAACAUCACUUGGAGAACUCUCGGUGGAAACAUUGACCUCUACUUCUUCGACGGUCCUAACCAGGCCGAGGUCACCAAGCAGUACCAGAAUGGUGCUAUUGGUUUACCUGCCAUGCAGCAGUACUGGACCUUUGGUUAUCACCAAUGCCGCUGGGGCUACAAGAACUGGACUAUGAUGCAGGAUGUCGUCGACAACUUUGCCAAGUUUGGUAUUCCUCUCGAGACGAUUUGGAACGACAUCGACUACAUGUUCCAAUACCGCGACUUUGAGAACGACCCCAACACCUUCCCUUACGACCAGGGCGAGAAGUUCAUCGACGGUCUGCACGCCAACGGCCAGCACUACGUGACCAUCGUUGAUUCCGCCAUCUACAUCCCCAACCCUGACAACGCUACUGAUGCAUACUCUAUCUACACCGAUGGACAUGAUAUGGAUGUGUUCAUGAAGAACCCUGACGGUACCGAAUACAUUGGUGCUGUCUGGCCCGGCUUCACCGUUUUCCCCGACUGGCAUGCUGCAAACGCCACCGAGUGGUGGACCCAGUCUCUCAAGACCUGGCGCGAGAAGGUGCAGGUCGACGGAAUCUGGAUCGACAUGUCAGAGGUCAGCUCUUUCUGCGUCGGCAGCUGUGGAACCGGUAGCCUGCAUUUGAACCCUGUUCACCCUCCUUUCCACCUUCCUGGAGAGCCCGGAUCGAUUGACUAUGGCUACCCCGAAGGUUUCAACGUCACCAACGCUACCGAAGCUGCUGUCGCUUCGUCCAUGUCGGCCGCACAGGCUUCUUCCAACUUGGCCGAACAAGGAACCUCAACCACCACUUCUAGCCCCUACCUCAGAACGACACCUACUGCAGGUGUUCGCAACGUCGACCACCCUCCUUAUGUCAUCAACAACCAGCUUGGCGACUUGGCUGUUCACGCAGUCGCUCCCAAUGCUACUCACGUCGAUGGAGUACAGGAAUACGACGUGCACAACCUUUUCGGCUACGAGAUUUUGAACGCUACCUACCUCGCUUUGGAGCAGACCAUCCAAGGCAAACGUCCCUUCAUCAUUGGCCGCAGUACCUUCGCCGGAGCCGGUCAGUUCGCUGGACACUGGGGUGGUGACAAUUAUGCUACCUGGGAGUCCAUGCUCUUCAGUAUCCCUCAGGCCCUCGAUUUCUCCCUCUUCGGUAUUCCCAUGUUCGGUGCCGAUACUUGUGGAUUCUCUGGAAACUCGGAUGAGGAGCUUUGCAACAGGUGGAUGCAACUUAGUGCGUUCUUCACCUUCUAUCGCAACCACAACACGCUGGGUGAUAAUUCUCAGGAGCCUUACAUUUGGAGCUCCGUCAUCGAUGCUAGCAAGAAGGCCAUGGCCAUCCGCUACUCCCUCUUGCCUUAUAUGUACACUUUGUUCGAGUCCGCACACAAGACCGGUAGUACCGUCCUCCGCGCCAUGGCCUGGGAAUUCCCCAACGAUCCCACCCUCGUCGAUGCCAAUCGCCAAUUCAUGCUCGGACCCAGUCUGCUCAUCACACCCGUCUUGCUCCCUCUGGUGACCUCAGUCAACGGUGUCUUCCCCGGCAGCAAGGACGGCGUUGUCUGGUACGACUGGUACAACCAAUCGGCCGUUACCGCCACCCCCGGCGCCAACGUAACCAUGGACGCACCUCUGGGCCACAUCAACGUGCACAUCCGCGGCGGCAGCGUUCUGCCUCAGCAAGAAGCCGGUCUCACCACGACCGAGUGCAGAAACAGCCCUUGGAGCGUCAUCGCCGCUCUCUCUGCCUCAGGCACCGCUACUGGAAGCCUCUACAUCGACGACGGCGAGAGCAUCAUUCAGAACGCAACUCUCAACGUUGACUUUACGGCUGAGAACUCGCGUCUGUACGCUUCUGCUCGCGGACUCUGGCAGGAGAAGAAUGCACUUGCCAACAUUACUGUGUUGGGCGUGCAAGAUGCUCCUCGCAAUGUUUCGCUCAACGGCAUGGCUUUGAUGUCCGGCGUCAACUACAACGCCACCAGCAAGGUUCUCAAGGUUACUGGAUUGCAGAAUGCCACUGCUUCUGGCGCUUGGGCCAAGGAUUGGGUUUUGGAGUGGUAG